AUGGCGGCCGGGCGUUUGUUACACCUGCCGGAUCAUCUGCAGCUUUCAAGUGGAAAUGUAUCUCAAAACUGGAAAAGAUUUAAACAAAAGUGGAGUAACUAUGAGCUACAGUCCCAGACAAAAAUAGUUGGGGACACUUUAGCCAAACGCUGUUUUUUCCCUUCUCGUGCUCACCUCGUCCCUCUCAAAGUUGUUUAUCGCGGCUCGUUCACCAAAUCUUGUACACCAACAUUGAGGGGACAAGGAGACCCCAAAGUGUCCCAACCAUUUUGACUGAGACUGUAGCUAUCGGAACAGCCAGAAAGGAAGACCCCAUUCGAGCAGCAACUUUUCUCACCGUGAUCAGCGACGAAGCGCCAGAUGUUUACAAUGCAUUAACGUGGGACAGUGACAAAAACAAAGUCAAAAUGGAUAAAGUUCUAGAGCAUUUUGAGCAGUAUUGUGAGCCUUGCAAGAAUACAAUUUACGAAAGUUAUUUAUUCUUUCCGCGUAGACAGGAAAGUGGGGAGCCCAUUGAUAAAUAUGCCACAGUUCUACGAAACAUGGCAGACUCUUGUGAAUUGCAAGAUUUGAAAGAUUCAUUGAUAUGUGACCGCAUCGUGUUUGGAAUCGCUGAUAACAACGUGAGAGAGCAUUUGCUGCGAGUCCCAGAUUUGACGCUGAAUAAAGCUCUAGAAAUUGCACAAGCUGCUGAAGCAACCCAAAGCCAGUUGAAACAAAUGCAAAACUUGCACGAGGUUAAUGCAGUGGGGAAGAAGAAACGAAAAUUCUUCCGAAAGAAACAAGAAGAGAAGAAGAAAUCAGCAAACGGAAGUACUCAGCAGAUCGACUGCAAGGUUUGUGGUAGGAAACAUGUACCAGACAGAUCAAAGUGCCCUGCAUAUGGCGAACAGUGCAACAAGUGUGGAAAAAGCAACCAUUUUGCUGCCAAGUGUACAGGAGGAAGGCAGUCCAAUCAGAAUUGAAUUAUGUGCAAGAAGAUUCAGAUGGGAGUCAAUUUGAAGAGUAUACUAUUGAUGUAAUAACUUAUCAAGUCAGUGCUGUUGAAGAAAAUAAAUACCCACAACAGUUGUUUACAUCAGUCAAAGUAAACAAUGCUAAAGAUGUUAAAUUUCAGUUGGACUUUGGAGCAACUUGUAAUUUGCUAUCACUAAAAGAAUUCUCAAGCAUUAUGGGGGAUCCCAAAGAUCUCUAUUUGAAGAAAACAUCUGCAAUACUCAAGAUGUACAAUGGAACCACUGUGACUCCACUUGGAAAGUGCACUCUCAAAUGUGCCAAAGGUGAGAUGAGUAGAGAUGCAGAUUUUUUUAUAAUUGAUGAGGAUGUCAGGCCUCUAUUGGGUGCUGAGACAUGUCAGGAACUGAACUUAAUCAAGGUUAUGGCAAGUGACAUUUCAGAGUCAGAAACUGUGAACGCAGUAAAUGACAACGUUCAAACUGCCCACAUUGUUCUAACCAGAGAUCAAAUUUUGAAAGAGUACAGUGACGUUUUUGAGGGAUUAGGAUGCAUGGAUGGCCCAUACCAUAUGGAACUUGAUGAAACUGUAAAAUCUGUUGUCCACCCCCCUAGAAAAGUACCU
Molecule: messenger RNA, 1579 nt
Organism: Porites lobata
Lineage: Eukaryota; Metazoa; Cnidaria; Anthozoa; Scleractinia; Poritidae
Source: the annotation of a GenBank genome assembly